GGAGCCGCGGCUGCGGACUGCGCGCGGGAGGGGCGGGGCCUCGCGGGUCGACUUAAAGGGCCAGGGCCACCGCGCGGGUGUUGGCAGGAGCGCGAAAGGUGGGAGACCAGGAACGUCUGGAGAGACACCCGCGCGAGGGCAUUCUUAAGGUCAUGCCGACUGCGACUUAAUUUGCUUAUUUAUUCAUAAUAAGCCUUAUGCAAGUUAAUAUGUAAAAAGACAAUCUGAAGGACGAUCCCAAAACCUGAGCUUACAUCAGAUUUGUGGAGCCAGGACCUGAGAACUGGAACCCAACUAAGUUGCUCCUCAGGCUCUAACUCUACCCAUAUGUGACUCAUUCGUGUGGUCUUGCAGUGGCAACUUGGAGCAGGGAGACCGAGUCUUUAAAACUUUCCAUCUGACUGUUAAAGUUCUGUGCCUCAACUUUCCCUUCUGUAAAAUGGUGAUAUUGCUUGCUCUAAAAGAUAAAAUUAAAUCGAAUAUAACCGAUUUAAAGAAGAGCUUUUAAAAGGUAAAAGAUGCCAUGCAAACGCAAAACAGUGGUGUGAUUUAUCGUUAGACUCCGGAUCAAGCCUUAAAUGUCUCCAUCAAGCCUGUCAUUGUGAGCAAUUCAAUUUUCCUCUUCCUCCCCAUCUCUGUCUCCCCGAAGUAUCCACCAGAGGACGCAGCUCCCCCAAAACUUUCCACCCUGGGCUUGGCUGGAGAAACUCAGUCCACACUUCCCUGCUAGUCCAGACCCGCCGUUAAGCCACCCCAGCCCCAGACUAGGCCGUCCGUUGCCAUGGGGACGGAAAGCCAUGAUGUCACCAUUGACCGGGUGGGUGUGUUGGGAGUCCAUACCCUCAUAUCCCCAAGACUCCCUGCCGGGACGUUGAGAGAGGAGGGGUAAGACCGAACCAAAAAGACUCCCUCCUCCUUCCAUCUCGCGCCCCCUCCUGUUCAGGGAGUGGAUGGCUGCCCCCGCGCGUGUCCGCACUAGCACACCGGCGUGCACGCGUGGGCACACGGAAGGCCUGAGCCUCGCGCGUUUGCCGCUUUCACCCUACCCCUCAGAACUUCGCCGAAACUCUGCCCCGCGCCCCUCUCCAAGGAAGUCAAAACAGUCAAAUAAGCCCGGCUCGGCCCGCCCCAAACCUACAAGGGUUCCUCAGGCCACCCCCAUGCGCUGGAAUCCUGGUCCGGGCCCUCGGAUUCCCUGGGCCCCGCCCAGCUCCUCUGGGCCCCGCCCCUCCGGCUGCGCGGGCGGGAGGCGGGGCCGGGGGCGGGGCCGUCGGGCUGGGGGCGGGGCUGAGGGGGGGGCCGCGGCCCCGGGCGGGGGCUCGGCGCGGGCCCGCGAGAUGCCGGUGUCGGCGGCCGGAGCGGCUGCAGCUGCAGCGGCGGGGGAGGCGGCAGCGGGGCCCCGGAGGGGGGCUGCGCAGGGGGCCGGCGCGUAGCCGGGACUAUGGAGGGGCAGAGCGGCCGCUGCAAGAUCGUGGUGGUGGGGGACGCGGAGUGCGGCAAGACGGCGCUGCUGCAGGUGUUCGCCAAGGACGCCUACCCCGGGAGUUAUGUCCCCACCGUGUUUGAGAACUACACCGCGAGCUUUGAGAUCGACAAGCGCCGCAUUGAGCUCAACAUGUGGGACACUUCAGGUUCCUCUUAUUAUGAUAACGUCCGGCCUCUGGCCUAUCCUGAUUCAGAUGCUGUGCUCAUCUGCUUCGACAUUAGCCGACCAGAAACACUGGACAGUGUCCUCAAAAAGUGGCAAGGGGAGACUCAGGAGUUUUGCCCCAAUGCCAAGGUUGUGCUGGUUGGCUGUAAACUGGACAUGCGCACCGACCUGGCCACACUGAGGGAGCUGUCCAAGCAGAGGCUUAUCCCUGUUACACAUGAGCAGGGCACUGUGCUGGCCAAGCAGGUAGGGGCUGUGUCCUACGUGGAGUGCUCCUCCCGGUCCUCUGAGCGCAGCGUCAGGGAUGUCUUCCAUGUGGCCACAGUGGCCUCCCUUGGCCGUGGCCAUAGGCAGCUGCGUCGUACUGACUCACGCCGUGGACUGCAGAGAUCUGCUCAGCUGGCAGGCCGGCCGGACCGGGGGACUGGGACCGAGAGCGAGAUACACAAGGAUCGAGCCAAGAGCUGCAACCUCAUGUGAGGGGCCGGCGUGGGGCAGAGUGUAAGGAGGGGCAGUGAGGGCACAGCUGUUCCCUGCUGCACCUGACUUCCGGACCGCCUGACUCUGGUAGGGACCUCAGGGCAGGCUGAGGGAGCGCUUCUCCUGGGCAGGAGAGCUGAAGGCAGAAGGGUGCCACCAUUCCCCACGUCCUCAUCCCCCUCCUCCCCACAGCAAGUGGAGGAAGCCAGCAGGACAGGCAUCUGGGCUGGGAGCUGGGCUGGGGAGGGGGUUGGGGAAGCAAGCAUGGAGCAGUGACUUUGGUUGAGUCUUAGUCUAUGAAGGGUGCCUUCCCUCCCCACCCCCGGUAUCCAUAUCCUGGCCCUGGCUUCCUUCCCUAAGGAAAGUGUCCAUUCUGUGGCCUUCCCUUUUCCUCUCCUUUCCCUUCCACAGCUGUUCUCACUCAUCCUAACCUCCAGGCAACACGCACUAAAUUAAAAAGCAAGUUGAGAAGUCCCUCCCCCAUCUACCCACAGUCCUAGCUCCCUCAAUCCCUUCCCCCAGCUGUCCCCAAAUAAAGCCCAUGUCCAUGGAAAACGGCUGUGGCUUUAGUUUUGUUGCUUUCUAAAAACCCAAUCUACCAAUUUCUAGCAGCAGGAGGGGGGAAGUUAGACUUCAGGAAGAACUUUCUUGUCUGUGCCCACAGAGGAAAAAAAGCCAUGGGUCGGAUUAGCAGUGUCCUUUUAGGAGCCAGAGGUGGGGGAGUGAGGGAUCAGGGGAGUAUUCAUCUCAGUUAAUGAGCCAGACAAUCCUAAGGCCAUUUGGGGGUUUUAAAGUGGACUGAUGUGCAAUUCAUUCCUCAGCCCAGCUGGGGCCCCCUGCUCGAGUGGGAGGGGUCCUGCUGAAGUGGUCCAGGCCCCUUGUACACCACCUCCACCCCCAGCUUGGAAUCUGUUGGUGCUCUAGGAGUUGUGAGGGUAGGGAAAGUUUCAAAAACCUCCAUGUCACAGAAGCUGAUUCUUAUGUGCAGUGAAGUUACCCAAGGGGCAGUAGUUUGAUCCUGGGGUUUCCUUGGAGGUGGGGGCAGAGGCUCUCACCUCCUUUCCGUCUUGAGCUCCUGGAUGAUUUUGGAGGGGACAUCAGCUGUGAGUUAAGGUCACUGCCCACCCUCCCCCACCCCCAACGCCAACCCCAGAGAGGAGGAAAGCUGGUGGAGGGGCUGGCGGAGAUCCUGUUGUCACGAAAGACAGUGCUGGUCUGUUUUCUUGGGAGUCUGGUUUCACAUUGUCCUGCAUUCCCUCCCUGGCUCUGUUCCCACUGGCCUCUUUUCGGUGACAUUCUCCCCCAGGAACCAUCCCUGGCGGUCCCCUCCCCCAGCCCCAGCCAGUUCUUCCAGACACACACUCUGGGAUAGAACACAAACCUCACCCUCCCAUCUGCUGGGUUCCCCCCGAAUUCGCAGCCCAUCCCUCCCUCGUUCAUUCAGCGGAUAUGCACUGAGCACCAACUGUGUGCUAGGCACCGGCUUGGGAUUGUGAAAGGACCAGUCUCUGUGCUCUGGAGGCCAGCCCAACGGGGAAGAGAGGUACCCCAGGUGUGACAGUGCCUUGCCUGUGGGAGCUCCUUACAGCCUCAGGCACCCAAUCCUCUGAGCCAGGUCCUGAGGGCUGCAGGAGAGUUUGUUUGGCAGGCGUGGAAGGGGUAGGAAAGGCGCUCUGAGCAGAGGGUAUAGCAUGUGCAAACACGUGGCGAUGAGAAAGAGUGUGGCACGGUUGGGGCUGCCCUGACAAGGGGGGCAGAAGACAAGGCCUGGAAGGUACAUCAAGGCCACCGCAGGGCCCACAAAGGAACCAGGUCUUCAUUCUGAGGAUGUGAGAAGGCACCAGGGAUUUCAAGCAGAGAGGAAGUGACCAGAUUUGGUUUUUUGGAUAGAUGGGUAUCUGGAUGAGGUGUUGGGGACUAGGGGGAUUUGGCUCUGAGACGUGUCCUUUAAAACAGCUUCUCCUUCCCUAUGCCAGGGCCCAGUCUUGAGAGGAAAGGAAAUCCCAUCUACUGCUGGCUCAUCAGACAGCCCUUUCCCUCCCUCUCCUACAGGACCCUGUCCCGGUCCAUCUCAGCUAAUCUCAAGGAUUCUGGAACAGCUUCAAGGGUCUUGGGCACCCAAGCUGAGGUUAGGAGCUGACUCCAAGACCCUCCUCCAGGGUCCCGAGUCCUGGAUGGAAGCUGCUGGAGAGGGCUGGGGCCCAGCUAGGGGGCUCUGAGGACUGACCCCUCCCCCAAAGGGACCUGCCACACCAUCAACCUGGGAUUUGGGGCCAUGGCUUUUUUUCCCCCACUUUGGACUUUGAUACAAAACCUACUCAAGCCUAUAUAGCCACUGAAGUGCAGAGUGUCUGGGCCCCUCUCUUCUCCCAACUGCUCUCUCCUGCCUCGCUCAGGGAAUGCAGAUGCAUUUCAAUAUCCGCCUAAAGCAAACAAAAUUAGGAAAGUAAAUCAGCGGGGGAAACUCCCAAAGUUUAAUACAUUUCCAAUACCACCGGGAACAGGUUGUGGUCUCCUGUGCAGGUCUGGGUUGCCAGACUUUUGACUUCCUGGGGAGGGGCCUGUGCUGCUGGGCUGAGGAGCUCAAUGGGUGGGAGGAGGGAAUGGGGCUGUUUCUAGAUCCUCAAAGGCCCCUGCAGGCUGGAGGGAGAGGACUCUACCCCCUACCCCCACCCCAGAUGCCAGAGUCAGACCCAGUCAGACCCAGCUUCCUCCUCCGCAGCUGUUUCCCCCACAAAUUAGACACCCGUUUGGGAAACAAUGUAGCCUCGUUAAUCAUUUAAUGAAAUAAACAACUAAUCACGCUGUGAUGCUGCCAGUGUUU
Mirounga angustirostris (Northern elephant seal) is the source of this 4955-nucleotide messenger RNA. RefSeq names its product Rho family GTPase 2 (gene RND2). The transcript has 5 exons. Gene Ontology annotation, molecular function: GTP binding; protein kinase binding; GTPase activity. Gene Ontology annotation, cellular component: cytosol. Bases 1442 to 2131 code for a protein of 229 amino acids. NCBI's taxonomy places the organism in Eukaryota, Metazoa, Chordata, Mammalia, Carnivora, Phocidae. Gene Ontology annotation, biological process: small GTPase-mediated signal transduction. The record is from RefSeq and is a predicted model, not a curated record.